UGUGUAUGUGAAACAAAUAGCAGAGUCUUCGUCAAUUUAGUAAUCUAUCCAUCUCUCUCCCCCUUAGCUUCUAUAUUUAUACAACAAACAGAUGCUACAGAAAGCAAGAAGAACAAACCAAUCAAACAAUCACUCACAAAUAUUUCAUAAAAUUCUGCAGGGUCUUGAAAAAGAGAGAACAUGGCUGGUGGGUCACUUGGAGAUAACAUAGGAUUGAAAGAAGAUGUUCUCAAGAAGGCAUGUAGUUUGGCUUUCAAAGCUUACAAGUCACCAAAGGAGCUCUUUGUGAAAACUUCCAUAGAUAGUUAUGUAAUUUUCAGCUUCCCUGGAUCAUGGGUUGUCUCUGACUGGUUUGUUGAAGGUAAACCAUUUGGGGAUACUCAGGUAGAUCUUGCUGUCUUCCCUUCACUUAGAAGUGUUGGUAAUGAUGAAGCUGCUUUGGUCAACGAAGCCUUUCUCAAGAGAUUCGAUCACAUACUGAAACAUUCCACACUGAAAUCUGAGGUGAAUAAAGCUGUGGUAGAAGGGAAGCAGAUAGUGUUUACAGGACACUCUUCUGGGGCUGCAAUUGCCAUUCUUGCAACAUUUUGGGCCUUGGAAGAGUACCUUAACCCAACCAAAAGCCAAAAACACAAGCCUCCACACUGUGUUACUUUUGGGUCUCCCUUAGUUGGUAAUCACAUAUUCUCUCAUGCUUCAAGGAGAGAAAAUUGGUCACGCUACUUCAUCCACUUUGUUUUGAGAUUUGACAUUGUCCCACGGAUUUUGCUUGCUCCAUUCUCAUCUAUUGAACAAAGUUUUAGUCAUAUUCUCCAAUUAUUGACUCCCAAGUCCAAACCUUCUUCCCAAGAUUCAGUAAGAAGCAGUUUGACUUCUGAGUUUUACUCCACUGUGAUAGGGAAUGCAUCAACUGUUACAAGCCAUGCUGCCUGUAAACUCAUGGGGAGCACAAAUUUGUUGCUGGAGGCAGUGACAAAUUUUGUUGAGUUAAGCCCUUAUAAGCCCUUUGGAACCUUCAUAUUUUGCAAUGGUAAUGGACAGUUGAUUGUGGUGAGAAACUCAGAUGCCGUUCUGCAACUCUUGUUCCACACUGCUCAGCUCAGUAAUUACACAGAACUUUCUGAAGUUGCCAGCAAAAGCAUUCUGCAACAUCAUGCCUAUGAAGCUGAAUUGGAGGAUAGCUUGGGAAUGCAAAAUGUGGUGUACUUGGACAAACUUGAUGUCCUUCCCUUGUCUGCUAAUGGAUCUAAUGGUGAUAUUGCAACAAUUAGCACAGCCUUGGAUGGCCUUGGACUGAGUACUAGAGCAAGACUAUGCCUUAGAGCAGCUGGUGAGUUGGAAAACCAAAAAGCCAGAAAUGAAAUGAAAAUCUUGAAGGAGAUUGAGAGCAAAUCUGUGGAGAGCAUGAAGGAAAUGGAAGAGUACAAAGCAACAUGUCAGUUACAGAAUGGUUACUAUGACGCCUUCAAGGUGCAAAAGGAGGCAAAGGACUUCCAAGCAAAUGUGAAGAGGCUUGUGCUGGCAGGAGUUUGGGAUGAGCUCAUUGAGAUGCUUAAGAGGUAUGAACUUCCAGAUGAGUUUGAAGGCAAAUUAGAAUGGAUUCAACGCGGAACCAGCUUUCGCUUCCUGGUGGAGCCUCUUGAUAUCGCCAACUACUACCGCCAUUUGAAGAAUGAAGACACAGGACCUUACAUGAUCAGGGCCAGGCCAAAGCGAUAUCGGUACACACAGAGAUGGUUAGAGCAUGCCAAGAGGGUGCCAAAAGAAGAAAUCUCAGAAUCCACCUUCUGGGCUGAAAUGGAAGAGCUAUGCAGCUGGAUUAGUAACAAGAAACCUUUUGAAGAUGUGAUGGAAAGGGUUCUCCAACUUGAACAAAACCUUAAGAAAUGGACUGAAUCUGAUAAAGGGGAACUUAAAAAGGAGGUGUUCUUAAAGGAUCCUACCUUCAUAAAGUGGUGGGAAAAUCUGCCUCAGGAACACAAGGCAAAAUCCUGCAUCUCCUCUCUGGUUCAGGUGUAAGGAUAAAUGAAGCUAUUGUUCUAUGGUGCUUUUUUAUUAUGCAUUGUUAUUGUUGUGCUGGUGUAUUAGAUAGUUUCUUGUUGUAUUCCUAGUAUUUAACAUCCCUAAUUAAGUUUGGAGUGACUUGUGAGGACCACGAAUCAUCCAGACAUUAGGAUUUAAUAAAUUUGUCUGGUCUAUGUAAAAUUUGUUUGAAGGGGAGCCUUCGUGUAAUAGUAAAAAGUUGUUGUUUUGUGACUAA
Molecule: messenger RNA, 2260 nt
Organism: Lotus japonicus
Lineage: Eukaryota; Viridiplantae; Streptophyta; Magnoliopsida; Fabales; Fabaceae
Product: protein EDS1L-like
Exons: 3
Coding region: 181-2019 (612 amino acids)
Biological process (GO): defense response; lipid metabolic process
Source: RefSeq, a predicted model, not a curated record